Messenger RNA from Nannochloropsis gaditana CCMP526, 492 nucleotides. Its product is annotated as polymerase delta regulatory subunit. The record is from RefSeq and is a predicted model, not a curated record. Gene Ontology annotation, biological process: DNA strand elongation involved in DNA replication. The coding region runs from base 1 to 492 and encodes 163 amino acids. Gene Ontology annotation, cellular component: delta DNA polymerase complex. The transcript has 2 exons.
AUGGCUGGUGGUGGCGAUUUUGUUGACAUGUCCACUAGCAGUGUCAUUACGAGCGAUGCCAUGCUCGACAGCAUUCUACAGAAUGGAGAGGAGGAUCCAGGCAACCAAGAUGGGCGGGAAAGGAGUGAGGAGAAGCUGCAACGGGUCACGUUGUCAUAUACCCCAACUUAUCAACGCUUCCGCGCCAAGGCCCGCACAUUCACUCAGCAGUAUUCUCACAUGUACACUAAUCGUUUACGUCUGAUGCGACCAAUGCUGGAAGCAGCGGCCACGGCGAAAUGGGGAACGGGGGCUCCAGACGGGAAGGAGGGGGAGGAUGCACCUACCUUGUGCCAAAAAAUCAUCGACUUGGUGGACGGCGCGCGGACAUCAAUGGUAAUCGGAACAAUUUUCAAAGACAUGCCGCUUCGACCCAGCUUACUGGAUGAGUACAGGGACGAGGCUGCAUUACAAGCCCGCCCCUGGACCCGAUACGAACUAUACUUCCAGUGA